Rhododendron vialii is the source of this 1676-nucleotide messenger RNA. RefSeq lists its product as uncharacterized. The record is from RefSeq and is a predicted model, not a curated record. Gene Ontology annotation, biological process: proteolysis. Gene Ontology annotation, molecular function: cysteine-type peptidase activity. Lineage: Eukaryota; Viridiplantae; Streptophyta; Magnoliopsida; Ericales; Ericaceae. The transcript is spliced from 7 exons. Bases 1 to 1563 code for a protein of 520 amino acids.
AUGUUUGACUAUGAAACAGAAGUCGGGACGGUACAUGUUGAAAAGGGUAUCCUGCAGGAAGAAAUUGUGCAAAAGGAGGUUGAGAUAGGAGGUUUGUACGUCAGCAACGACUUAUUAGAGGAAAAACUUGAAAAAUCUGAAAAAGACAAAGCAAGUUUCGAAGAUGGCCUAGAUGACAUGGUAACCCAUAUGGUUACACAAGAAUACCACGAAAGAAAAACAUCUCUUCGUAAGUAUGUUGCUAUAUCUGUUUGUAUAUCUGUUGGUAUUUAUUUAGUUAUAUCUGUUGGAAUUUGUUUAGUUAUAUCUGUAUCUGUUAGUCUUUUGGACAAAGAAGAAGACAAAGACAAAAUGCAAGAAGAGGAGCAGAGCAAGGAAGGAGAAGUUGAUCAAACUAUCAGCGAAAGAGUUGAGAUAGCAACUGGAUUGCAUGAUGAAAUUUUGUCUGACGAAGUCAUUGACAAAACGAUCUACCAAAUCUUCAAAGACACGCAGGAAGGAGAAAGGAAGGAAGAAAAGAAAAGGAAGAGAAAACAAGAUGAUAUUGACCCGCCGUCAAUGGUAAAAGAUCUGAAGGGCAAAGAUGACAGAACAGUGAAGAUGGAGGAAGGGUUCAUCUACUAUCAAAGGAACCAGAAGGAAAGAAAGAAAAGCAAUUUUGCAUUUGAAAUGACAAAGCUGUUCAAUUACAUUUCGCAGGAAGAUAUGGAUCUACUAGAUACAAUUUAUGAAUUUGAGAAAGAAGACAAAAACAAUCGCAGAGCUUUCAUCUGGCACAACCCAGUCAACAAUGAUACAGUUACAAUCGAAGACGUCCUGAAUCUGUUGAACGAGGGUGAUAUCGGAAACACGUGCAUUGAUGGGCUCACUUACAUUUUGGAAAGACAGGAAGAAAAGACAGUAAAAACACACGGGAACUACUUCUACAUUACAUCCACCUGUUGGACACUAAUCAAAGAAAAAGCUGAUGCAAGAACAAACUUAAUUAACGAAAAGCUGAAAGAACUGGACAAAGUUAUCGACAUAAAUGGUGUUGCAUUCUACAAAUAUCUCAUAUUCCCGAUGAAUUCAAUGGGAGGCAGAAAAGUGAAAACUCCUGACCAUUGGACUCUUCUGGUCUACGAUACUUCCAAGCAACAAUGGAUGCACUAUGAUUCUUUGACGAAGCCCAAGAAAAAGAAGGAUCCUUACUUGACAGAUGCCUCCAUUGUGAAAGAGUACGUGGAAGAGCAAAUGAGGAAGUUGACUCUUAGUAAACCACCAAGCUUUGAACUCAUUUCUACACCUAAACCAGCACUGUUUCCAACCAACACACUCAGUGCUCCAAUAAGCUCCAUUGAUGAUGCGCCUCAGCAACAACCUGGAUCGGUUGAUUGUGGAAUAAUUGUGUGCUAUAUCAUUAAACAACUUGAAGAACAAAAGCCCGUCCCAACAUAUCUCACUGUGGAAAAUCUGAAAAAAUUCAGAGCUAAAUUGGUCUAUAUAUUCUUGAAUGACAAGCCCAGAACAUGGUCAAUAGAAGAAUGGAAAAGCAACCAGCUAAUGCACGGAAUGGCAACUUAGGCAUAUACUUUUGCUCAAGAAUUAAAGUUUUUUUGUCCAUACCAAGGGUUGUACAUAUUUUUUUGGUGUCCGGUGGUAAACUGUUAUCCUCAAACCGGACGACAAGGGUUAUG